Messenger RNA from Didymodactylos carnosus, 1311 nucleotides. NCBI's taxonomy places the organism in Eukaryota, Metazoa, Rotifera, Eurotatoria, Philodinida, Philodinidae. The record is from the annotation of a GenBank genome assembly.
AUGAUGGACGAUGAAAAGUAUCCAAGUGAACAUCUAUUAUUUGAACCAUUACCACCAAUUGUAUAUAGUAGAGAUGAUGAAAAUAAUAGUAAUAACAAUAAUAACAUUGAUCAUUUUCUCAAUGAUGAUGACGAUGAUGAUGAAUUAUUACAUAAAAAUCAUUCAUUGGAUGGUCUAGAAAUUAAAGGUCAUGUAAAGGUCUUAUCACCUGUUUUGUGGUCUUUGACAAAUAUUCGCUUUCUUAUUAUGAAUAAUAAUGAAUUAAAUCGACUUCCACCAGAAAUUGGAAAUCUAACAAAGUUAAUUCAUUUGGACUUAUCAAAAAAUAGAUUACGUAGUCUUCCAGCGCAGAUCGGUGAUUUGGUACAUUUAAAACGAUUGUAUUUGGAAAAUAAUCAAUUAAAAAAUUUACCGUACGAACUUGGAAAAUUAAAUAUUGAAGAUAUUGGUUUAAAAAAUAAUCCACUAGGUGAUGAAGUAUUGAGUUUAUUUGCUCGACCAUAUGGAACAAGUGAAAUUAUGAAUUAUCUAAGAGAAAAAUGGAAAGAGUUAAACUCAUUUCCCAAAGUAACAUAUAAAAAUCAAUCUGUUGAACGUCAGCAUGAUCAACAACAACAACAUUCUCGACAGUCAUUUCACAGUAGUCCAAUCCAUCAUACUCGAACUCAACAGCAAUAUUAUUAUCAGCAACCGAUCCAUCAUUCCAUUCAACAUUAUGGUAACACGCAGCAGCAACAGCAUAGCAGUCAAAUUAAAUACAGUAAUAAUACAACAACGAAUGAAACAAAAAUAAAUUCAUCAACAGCGUUAACCAAUACCAAUACUAAUCAAAGUAACAAUAUUGUUGAAAUAGCGGUUGAAAUACAAAAAACCUGUGAAUGGAAUGAAUUAGAAAUAAUGGGAAAUGUUAAAAAUUUAUCUCCAACAUUGUGGACAUUAACAAAUUUAACCGUUUUAUAUUUGAAUGAUAAUCAGAUUAAUCGUUUACCAGCAGAUAUUGCCAAUUUGACAAAUCUAGUCACCUUAGAUCUUUCGAAUAAUAAACUACGAGGUUUACCAGCUGAAAUUGGUGAUUUAAUCACAUUGAGAGAAUUGAAUUUAACAAACAAUCAAAUUCGACAAUUACCUUAUGAACUUGGAAAAUUGUUUCGUUUACAAAGUUUAGGUUUAAUGGCUAAUCCACUACCACCUGAAAUUUUGUCGUUGUACAGUGAACAAAAUGGAACACAAAAACUGAUGACCUAUUUUCUCGAUAAUCUUCCAUCACCUAUAAAUGGUAUGAAUGUUUGUGAGAAUUAUCCAUUAUUUUAG